AUCUACUUCACUACCGGCAACUUCACCAAUGCCACUUGGCUCAAGCUGCCCGUGGAUGACAUGCAGUACACGCUGAAGAAUCUAGAGCCCUUCUCCAACUACUCGAUCGCGGUGAAGGCGUUCACGCGGAGCGUGGAGGGCCGCGAGUCGGCGGCGCUGGCCGUCACCACCGACGUGUCGGCGCCGGCCGCACCGCGGCUGACCUCGCUGGCAUGUCAGCCGGACGCGGCCCUGCUGCUCGCCUGGCGACCGCCGGGCCGCGUCCGGGGCCGCAUCGACUUCUACGUGGUCGGCUACCGGACCGGCCAGGCGGCGGCGCUCACGGAGCUGCAGGUCACCGCCGACUCGGCAGAGCAGGAAAGCAUGUUCCUUCUGCCGAACCUGACCGCUGGCGCGGUGUAUGAGGUGCGCGUGCGUGCGGCCACCCGCUCCCUACACCGGCCGGCCGUGUUGCUGCGCUCGCCCUGCGCUUUCCUGCUGGCGCUGCUGGCCCUGGCCAUCUGGAGGCGGUACUUCCAGUCGUCCUACUACUACAGCCUGGAUGAGCCGGUGACGGCGCGCGCGCCCGUGACCUCUGACCCGGGCUGGGAGCUGGACGGUCCGAACGGCUCGGCCGGCCCGAUCCCUGCCGAUGCCUUCCCGGUGCACGUGGCCAGCCUACACGCCGAUUCGGACAUCGGAUUCUGCAAAGAGUAUGAUGAGGUGCUGGCGCACACAAUGAAGUUGGAACUCUCUUCGAACGUGUCACAGACCGAGGAAAACAAGCAGAAAAUAGAUACCAGAACAUUGAUGCCUCGGCGGGGAGACUACAUCAACGCCAACUACAUCGACGGCUUUCUCGUGCGCAACCAGUACAUCGGCGCCCAGGGCCCGCUGACCGGCACUUUUGCGGCCUUCUGGCGGCUCAUCUGGGAGCAACGCAUCCAGAUCGUGGUCAUGAUCACUAACCUCGUGGAGCGGAACAGGGUCAAAAAAGUGUGA
This is a messenger RNA of Pollicipes pollicipes, 981 nucleotides long. RefSeq names its product tyrosine-protein phosphatase 99A-like. Gene Ontology annotation, molecular function: protein binding; protein tyrosine phosphatase activity. The coding region runs from base 61 to 981 and encodes 306 amino acids. The transcript is spliced from 8 exons. Gene Ontology annotation, biological process: protein dephosphorylation. The record is from RefSeq and is a predicted model, not a curated record. NCBI's taxonomy places the organism in Eukaryota, Metazoa, Arthropoda, Thecostraca, Pollicipedomorpha, Pollicipedidae.